AGAAUUCCCGCGAUUUUAAUAACAUCUCCAUUAGCAACUCGUGACGCUUCGUUUGCGACUAAUAGCUGUCAAUUAGUUAAAUGGGGAUGUAAUUAAUUGCAAAGGACUUGACAGAUGUUGGCAAAGUAAACUAGAUAAUCUUUCAUCUGUUAACGAAAACACACAAUGCGUGGAGAAGGAGGAACAAGUACCGUCACACUGCCAGUGUUGACACCAAAGACAGUUCCGAAGAGAUACGAGGAGACACGUCCUGUCCUCAUACAAGGAUGUGCCCAUUCUAAGAUCAUAGGUUUAGGUCACGAGCUUCACAAGAAGGAACUAGAGAAAGCAGAGGCAGAGAAAUUACAUGAAAUAAAAUUAGCAGAGCAUGCGGUAUGGGAGGAAGCAGAGAAAGUAAAGAAUAUCGAACUUGCCAAGGCCAAGGAAGAAGCUGCAAUAGAACAAGAAAGAGUCAUUAAAAAACUGAAGAAACAGCAUAGCAAGGCUUUACUGGAAGAAGCACUCAAAGUUGAAAUGGCAAUGCAGAAGUUGGCUAUUGAGCAGGUGAAACAAGAAAGGUUGGAGGGAGAGCAACGUCUAAAGAAAGCUGUGAAGGAAACAGAGGAACGUUGCCAUAAGCAACUUGUAGAAGCUGUAGCACAGGCUCGCACCGAGGAGAAACAGACUGCAAAGGAGGAUGCAGAACUAGCUGCACAACAAUUUGUUGUCAAGUUUGAUACAGCUAUGAUGGAAAAGAAAAGAGAGAAAGAACUAGCUCUAGAGAAACUGAGAGAUGAAAAAGAUCUUGAGAAGGCAAACAAAGUGAGGGAUGCCGAGGAACGACAGAGAAGAAUUGCUCAAGAGAAAAUAGAUUCACUUACUAGACAAUACGAAGCUGUGAUUUCUAGUCUUAAACAAGAUAUUGAAAAAAAGGAAGAAGAAAUAAGAUUUCUAGUAGUUGAAAAAGCUGAAGUGCAGAGACAGAAGACUCAAGUAGAAAUGUGUCUAGAAGAUACAAGGAAAGAUUUCCAGGACUUUAUAGAUAAUCUACCUCCUUAUCAUAAGAUGCAGGCCGAUUUCCUUCUUCCAAGAGUCUACCUAGAUGAACUGGAGAAAAAGGGGUACCAGAUAACUCCAUUAAGGGCACCGGUAAAAAAGUCAAAGAAGAAAAAGUGAGCAAUAAGGACUUUGAUUAAAAGUAAUAUGCUUAAAAUCAAAAUUAUGGUACUUCAUUUGUAUUUUUUAUAAAUUAAUUUUUUUUAAUAUGUUUCAAUAAAAAAAGAGAAAAAUAUAGCAGUAUGCAUAUGUUGCCAAUUCUUACAUACAGGGUUUAUCCAUUAACCUGCUAAAUUUCUUUAAAUGGACUUGUCCUGUUUCUAUUUUUGGAACAGUCCAUUAUCAAUUUGGGGGUAAAUGUUUCUGCAGGUUAAGGAUUAGUUUUUCGAGAUUAUUGACCAGGUUACAAUAUGUUGUAAUGAACCUUUAGCUCAAUCCAGCAUCACGUAAUUUUUCUGACCAAAUUCAAAAUUUUAUAGAAACAGUCAGAUGGACUACAGUAGUUAUAGACUUGAUUUAAAUUUUCAAGAAUUAACUUAAUUUUAGCCGCUCAUUGAUAAAAAAAAAACACAUUGAAAUUAAUCAAUAGUUAUCAUUGUGACUUUCUUGUAUUAUGAAGAUGCUUCAAUAUAAAUAAUGCCAUAGAAAACA
Molecule: messenger RNA, 1686 nt
Organism: Ruditapes philippinarum (Manila clam)
Lineage: Eukaryota; Metazoa; Mollusca; Bivalvia; Venerida; Veneridae
Exons: 6
Coding region: 166-1155 (329 amino acids)
Source: RefSeq, a predicted model, not a curated record